AUGGGAAUUAUUGGCAAUCUUGUCUCGAUUGGCGUUGGCCUGACUGCAGAGGCUGUCAAUUCCAAAAAAAACAGACAAGGUUCUCUGCAACAGCAAAUGCAAGGACCUCGACAGACUACUCGACAGCCAGCAUACCACAAGGAUUACGAUGAAGAUGGCUACGACAGCGACAGUCUUCCUCCACCGUAUAGCUCGGCAGUCAUUCCUCGACAAACCCCCCAGCCAGCCGCACGCCUACCAUACCCAGUUAUUAUCCCCCAAAGGAGGCCCGAGAGCAGCAGUCGUGGCUGGAUGCUGGCGUAUGCACCGGACUUAGGCUCGUUUGGGAUUGAUCAGGCCACGUUCUUGAAGUUUAUAUAUGACUUCAACGAGUCCUACAAGACAUCUCCAUACUUGGAUGCGAUCAAUCUGGCGGCGUUUGGCGUUGGCUUCAUCCCUGGUAUUACUCCGAUUGUAGUUUCGGCUGGCGUCACGCUGGCAGUGUCAUAUGCAAAGAAGCAGCAAAGCAAAAGACAUGCAUGGACAUACAUUGACCGAAUGAAUAGCGAGUUAUUCGAGCCGCGUGGUCUAUUUGCCGUGGUUAUGACCCUUCAACCAACUAACCAGGCCUCUUUGUCGGUUGAUUCAGAGACUUCUGAAAUUGUUGGGAGUUCUGGGACUCUCGACUAUGAUGCAACAACAACAAUCACCCCGGAACUACCUCAAUCCGCGCCUCUGAUUUUUCCCAGCCGGGAAGAAAUUGCCGCGCUUCGGCCGCGUGGGAACAAACUGGUAGAAAUGGGCCAUUUUACUGCAGACUACCUCGACCGAAGGGCCCAAGCAAAAUAUAUAUAUGAGCAGGCCCAGAAAAAUCCAAACUCGGGGCUGGCAGUUCGAAAUAUACAGUUCAAUAGUUCGUUGAGUGAUCCUCGAUAUUAUAAUGCGGGCAAUAGCGGCGGUCGUUCGAGGCCGCUUACCAGUGGUCGCUCGAGUGAGGGAAAUCUCCGAAGGGAAACGAGAAGAGAAGAAAGAAGGGAGGAGAGGGGAGAAAGACAUCAUCUAAGGGACAAUAUAAAGCCCAAGGCUUCGGAUUCAAUCCUUUAUUUGAUGAUUGCCGAAAAGCCUUCCGAUGAAGAUAUGGACAGACUAAAUCACCCUACAGCAAUGCCUUUUGCUGUCUCCCAGCCCCAGCCUCUGCCGGAUCCUAGGGCUAAUGGUGUAUACAUACCCUACCGGCCUGCUCCUGCUCCUGUUCCUCAACAACGACAGAUGGGGUAUCCUGUUGGUAAUUCUGUCUACGAGAUUACCCACCCGGCAGCGUCUUGCUGUCCGGAGUGGCAUGGCUACCGGCACCAUGACGGGCAUCACGGUGUUGCGAAGCAUAAUCGACAGAUGACCACAACGCUCUCGACCAAUGUAGCAACUCCCAUCGCUGACGCCGCCGCACGCAAUGAUAUCUCCUCGAACCCCCCGCAGCGCGGACAAUCCAUACGCUCGAUACGAUCCAUCAUUACACUGCCUUCCUAUAGUCGACUUCCAAAGGAUGAAGAACAGGUGAUUGCACGCGAGGGAGAGCGUAGCGGGAUGGAUUUGGUCGUUGAAUUCCCCGAGACGGCCGAAGAACAGGAGAAUCGUCGGGAGGAAGAAAUGGAGUCUUUGUAUCAGAUCCGAGUGAGGCGCCGCGAAGAACUGGCCGAACGUGAUGAACGCCGACGACAGCGCCAAGAAGCCCGCGCUGCAGGCGACACAGAACGCCUUAUGCAAUUAAGCAGGGCCAGUAUGGCCUCGCGCCAAAAUCGCGAUAGACCCAGUGCUAGUGCCAUGCUGGCUGAGCACCAGUCUCGAGAUCGUCACCAACGAUUCGCUUCCGUGAGCUAUGCCGACAUUGGGCACGUGCGUCACGAUGGAUCGCGUAUUCGAGCCAACUCGGCCGAUUCUGACCAUCGUCCCCUACUGGAAACUUCUCGCCAAUCCACCCAGUCAAUCCUGACCGUUCGGAGCCAGGCUCGUUCUUCCGUGUCUGGAAUUAGUACUAUCAGCGCUAGCAUUCACUCCGGCGAUGGCAACACCACGGGCGAAGUGGACGAAGGAGAUCUCAGCACUGCGCAAAUCCCUCCUCCGAGUUAUGACUAUGACGACUGGGGUGAAGCACCCGCUUACGAGAGUCCCAUUUCAGGUACCAGAGGACAAUUAUUGACAGAUAUGCUUCCGCAAAUCCGUAUCGAUACUGCCAGUCCUUCUAUUAGCGCGCCGCUUACUCCGGUUGCUGAAACCACUAACACCUCUACCAACACUUCUACUACCACCCUCACAUCUGGCUCCCACGAGCCAAGCUCGGAGCGGCCAGAGAAUCCACCCCAUCCAGCCAGCGAGGCAACACAAUCAAAUUCUUCGUGA
Molecule: messenger RNA, 2376 nt
Organism: Talaromyces atroroseus
Lineage: Eukaryota; Fungi; Ascomycota; Eurotiomycetes; Eurotiales; Trichocomaceae
Exons: 7
Coding region: 1-2376 (791 amino acids)
Source: RefSeq, a predicted model, not a curated record